UCUAUAUAAAAAAUAAAUACAACCCAGUAUAUAAUUUGCGUGAGUGGAGUCCUGAUCAACCAGGUUUACCUGAGAGUCCCACAUUUGGCUUUUAAUUUUUUUUUUUUUUUUAAUUAUUCUACUUUCCAGUGUUUCGUUUCCUCAGAGAAAUUUCCUUUUUGUUCUCCUUCUCCAUCUUUAUUCUCCACCUUUGACAAUCAAAUUUUUUCGCUUCUCUCUUGAGAAACGGAAGUAAAAAAGCAGUCGCAGACUCCUCCACCACACUCAUACUGAAACUCCAAUUUCACACUGAAACUCUAAUUUGGAUCUCAUGCUCUCCCUAAGCACCAUCCAUACUUCUUUAGCCAAUUUUGUUUUACCUGGGUAUCCUUUUAGCUAAGCGUGACCCUACUUCAACAGCAAAUGCAAACUACAACUGUGUUUCUCUCUUAUUAUUUGCGUCUUUUGGAUCUCCAUCCAUCUGCUUAAUUAAAGUUCGUGGUUUCUAUUUUUUACAAACUAGCCGAUUCAGAAACUCUCGUAAGAAAUGAUCCUAGUUAUGCCUUAAACAUCUCCAUAUCAGCCAAAACUGAAGUACACACAUAUCUGAGGAAAUCACCCAAUUAUCUCACUGACAAGUGCUUUGUCAGAAAUUAGUUAAGAGAAUUUACAGAGAGAGAGAAGAGAGAGAAAAUGAGAGAAAUCAGGGAGCAGCAGAGGGAGCAGAGUUACUUGCAAAAUGGAUCGGGGAUUUAUUAUCAUUUGCAAGAGACGAUCUGGCCUUCUGUCAAGUUAUCUGCAAGAUUCUCCGUCUUCGUGUUCCUCCUCUUCCUGCUUGUAUGCGCGUUCGACUUCACGCGCCACUUUGACAACACUACUGUUAAGAGCGGGUUGGCUCAGAAGCCGUUUUUAGCCACCGAAAAGCUCAUAAACAAAAUCGAGAUUCCACUCGACUGCGCUGCUUUCAACCUCACAAGAAAAUGUCCGGCGUAUUACUCCACUACCAUUUCAGAAAAUCCACGCCGUCCAUCUGUUUCUGCUUGUCCAGAAUACUUCCGUUGGAUAUACGAAGACCUGCGUCCAUGGGCUCGCACGGGGAUAACGAGGGAAAUGGUUGAGAGAGCUAAAAGGACAGCGAAUUUUAGGUUGGCGAUUGUGAAUGGCGAAGCCUAUUUGGAGAAGUACCGGAGGGCGUUUCAGACGAGAGAUGUUUUUACGCUGUGGGGAAUCCUACAGCUGUUACGGAGAUACCCAGGAAAAGUGCCUGAUUUGGAGCUCAUGUUUGAUUGCUUUGAUUUGCCGGUUGUGAAUUCAAGUGAGUAUAGUUGGAGGCCCAACGCAACGGCCCCACCACCUUUGUUUGGUUACUGUGGAGAUGACGACACACUGGAUAUCGUUUUCCCAGAUUGGUCCUUUUGGGGAUGGCCUGAGGUCAAUAUAAAGCCAUGGGAGAAUCUGCUGAAUGACUUGAAAGAAGGCAACAAGAAGACCAGGUGGAUGGACAGGGAACCUUAUGCUUACUGGAAAGGAAAUCCAGCAGUUGCUGAAACCAGGCAGGACCUUAUGAAAUGUAAUGUCUCUGAGCAACAAGACUGGAAUGCUCGUUUGUAUGCUCAGGACUGGAUUCGAGAAUCACGGCAAGGUUACAAGCAAUCAAACUUAGCAAGCCAAUGUAUUCACAGAUAUAAGAUCUAUAUCGAAGGGACUGCAUGGUCAGUCAGCGAAAAAUACAUUCUUGCCUGUGAUUCUGUUACUUUACUUGUAAAACCACAUUACUAUGACUUCUUCACGAGAAGUCUCAGGCCAAUUGAACAAUACUGGCCUAUAAAGGAUAAUGACAAGUGCAGGUCCAUUAAGUUUGCCGUUGAGUGGGGUAACACCCACAAGCAGAAGGCACAGGCCAUUGGAAAGGCGGCCAGUGAAUUCAUUCAGGAGGAAUUGAAGAUGGAUUAUGUGUACGACUAUAUGUUUCAUCUCUUGAAAGAGUAUGCAAAUCUCUUGACGUUCAAGCCAGUUAUACCUCGAAAAGCUAUAAAACUGUGUUCAGAAUCCAUGGCUUGCCGAUUGGGUGGACUAGAGAAGGACUUCAUAUUGGAAUCCAUGGUGAAGAGUCCUGCAGAGACAAGUCCAUGCACGCUGCCUCCUCCCUAUGAUCCUCCAUCUCUUCACGCCAUUUUUAGGAGAAGAGAGAUUUCAAUAAAACAAGUGGAGUUAUGGGAGAAGAAGUACCGGGACAAUCAGAACAAUUAAUUAGAAUCCUACAAAAUAAGGAAUAUACACAGUGCCUUCAAUUCAGAUGAUUAUUUAAUUAUUUUUUGAUGUCAUUUUUAGCAGAAAAAGGCAUUCAUUAACAGGUAGAGUUGUGGGAGCAAAUGCUGGGGAAUAUUUAAAAUAAGUUAAGGAGCAGUGUAGGGGAAUUUAUAUUAAAUUAUUCGUUGAACCCAAAUUAUUAAUGAGACUCAUAUAUAUGCUGUUCACUAAA
Hevea brasiliensis (rubber tree) is the source of this 2461-nucleotide messenger RNA. RefSeq lists its product as uncharacterized. Bases 673 to 2229 code for a protein of 518 amino acids. NCBI's taxonomy places the organism in Eukaryota, Viridiplantae, Streptophyta, Magnoliopsida, Malpighiales, Euphorbiaceae. The transcript is spliced from 6 exons. The record is from RefSeq and is a predicted model, not a curated record.